Messenger RNA from Tupaia belangeri chinensis (Chinese tree shrew), 2357 nucleotides. It is a transcript of the gene TAF15, whose product is annotated as TATA-box binding protein associated factor 15. The transcript has 19 exons. Gene Ontology annotation, biological process: regulation of DNA-templated transcription. Gene Ontology annotation, molecular function: RNA binding. Bases 1 to 2058 code for a protein of 685 amino acids. The record is from RefSeq and is a predicted model, not a curated record. NCBI's taxonomy places the organism in Eukaryota, Metazoa, Chordata, Mammalia, Scandentia, Tupaiidae.
AUGGUACCGUCCGAGGAGGGGAGAACGGAGAAGAACCCUGAAGUCCUCAGAGUUCAGAGCGAGGCCUUGGGCCAGUCAUCUCGCCGCCUCGCACCUCAGUUUCCCAUCUGUGAAGUGGAGCUGGGCCCUCCUGACUCACCUAUUCAUCAGAAAUUACCCGGUUUUGAAUUGGGGGUGUUUGCAUUAUGGGACACUUGCACUCACCUGGGGAAGAGAGGAAAGAGAGAAAAUGAGAAAUCACUUUUGGAGAAAUGUCCAUGCUGUCAUCUUUUCUGUUUUCGCCCGGGACUUUGGCAUGCAUGCACACUGAAUUCUGGAAGUUACGGUCAGUCUGGGGGUGAGCAGCAAAGUUAUUCUUCCUAUGGGAAUCAAAGCAACCAAGGCUAUGGACAAGCAACACAAAGCUAUUCGGGCUAUGGGCAAACAACUGAUUCGUCUUAUGGACAGAACUAUGGCGGUUACUCCAGUUAUGGACAAAACCAAUCAGGUUAUUCACAGUCUUAUGGUGGUUAUGAGAAUCAAAAACAGAGCUCUUAUGGCCAGCAGUCAUAUAAUAACCAGGGACAACAGAGCACGGAAUCAUCAGGAGGUCAAGGUGGAAGAGCGCCUUCGUAUGACCAAUCAGACUAUGGUCAACAAGAUUCAUAUGAUCAACAGUCAGGCUAUGAUCAACAUCAAGGCUCAUAUGAUGAACAGUCAAAUUAUGAUCAGCAACAUGAUUCCUAUAAUCAAAACCAGCAGUCUUAUCAUUCACAAAGGGAAAAUUACAGCCACCACACACAAGAUGACCGUCGUGAUGUGAGUAGGUAUGGAGAAGAUAAUAGAGGAUAUGGCGGGUCACAGGGAGGAGGUAGAGGGCGUGGGGGAUAUGACAAGGAUGGAAGAGGUCCUAUGACAGGAUCAAGUGGUGGUGACCGCGGUGGCUUCAAAAAUUUUGGUGGUCACAGGGAUUAUGGACCCAGACCAGAUGCUGAUUCAGAAUCUGAUAAUUCAGAUAACAACACAAUCUUUGUGCAAGGACUUGGGGAGGGUGUGUCUACAGAUCAAGUGGGAGAGUUCUUUAAACAAAUAGGAAUUAUCAAGACAAACAAGAAGACUGGAAAACCAAUGAUAAAUCUUUAUACAGACAAGGAUACAGGGAAGCCAAAAGGAGAGGCAACAGUGUCAUUUGAUGACCCUCCAUCAGCUAAGGCAGCCAUUGACUGGUUUGAUGGAAAAGAAUUCCAUGGCAAUAUCAUUAAAGUAUCUUUUGCUACUAGAAGACCUGAAUUCAUGAGAGGAGGUGGAAGUGGAGGUGGGCGUCGAGGCCGUGGAGGAUAUAGAGGUCGUGGAGGCUUUCAGGGGAGAGGUGGAGACCCCAAAAGUGGUGACUGGGUUUGUCCUAAUCCGUCAUGUGGAAAUAUGAAUUUUGCUCGAAGGAAUUCCUGCAAUCAGUGCAAUGAGCCUAGACCAGAGGACUCUCGUCCUUCAGGAGGAGAUUUCCGUGGGAGAGGCUACGGUGGAGAGAGGGGCUACAGAGGUCGUGGGGGUAGAGGUGGAGACCGAGGUGGCUACGGUGGAGACAGAAGUGGGGGUGGCUAUGGUGGGGACAGAAGUGGUGGCAGUGGCUAUGGUGGAGACAGAAGUGGGGGUGGCUAUGGUGGAGACAGAAGUGGGGGUGGCUAUGGUGGGGACAGAGGAGGUGGCUAUGGUGGGGACCGAGGUGGCGGCUAUGGCGGAGACCGAGGAGGCGGCUAUGGAGGUGACCGAGGUGGCUAUGGUGGAGACCGAGGAGGGGGCUAUGGUGGAGACCGAGGAGGCUAUGGUGGAGAUCGGGGAGGCUAUGGAGGAGAUCGGGGAGGCUAUGGAGGAGAUCGAAGUCGGGGGGGCUACGGAGGAGACCGUGGUGGUGGCAGUGGCUAUGGUGGAGACCGAAGUGGAGGCUACGGAGGAGACAGGAGUGGUGGCGGCUAUGGAGGAGACCGAGGUGGGGGCUAUGGAGGAGACCGAGGUGGCUAUGGAGGCAAAAUGGGAGGAAGAAACGACUACAGAAAUGAUCAGCGCAACCGACCAUACUGAUGACUGUUUUGAAUGUUCCUUUGUCUCUGACAUGAUCCAUAGUGAAAUUGCCAGAGUUUUGCCUGCUGCUUUCCUCGUGGCCUCUUCUUGGGUAGUGAAAUAAGUGACAUUUGGAUUUUUAUUUGGGUGGGAGGGCUGGGACAGUUUUUCUUUUAGAAAUGUCCAUUGAAAUUUUCCCCUUUAGUUUCCAACUUUCUCCUUCCCAUUCCUUAAAGCUCAGUACGUUGUAAAAUAUUGCCAAAAUGGAAAGUGUUUUGUAAUACUGCAAUAAAGGCUGCUUGUUUUUGUGGACUUUUGUA